AUGGCAACCCCGAAAGGACGGAAGAAGUCGGAUAAGGAGAAAAUCGAUGAAUCCUUUUCGGAGAACAAGGACUCGCCGAAGAAGUCCAGGAAUACCGUGUCGGAGGAGAAGGUUUCGAAAAUGCGCGCCUGUCUGUCCUGCCGUUUGUUGCGAACGGAAGCGGAGUUCUACCAGAACGGCUGUAGCAACUGUAAGUUCCUGCAAAUGGCCGGAGACCGACACCGUAUCCACGACUGUACAACCGAGAACUUCAAUGGAUUCAUGGCAAUAACUACCCCGACAAAAUCUUGGAUGGCUCAAUACAAUGACCUCAGCAAGUACGCCCCGGGGUUUUACGCGUUGCAGGUGGUGGGGGAGUUGCCCGAAUCGAUAAGGGACUUGAAGUCGAACUAUUAG
Molecule: messenger RNA, 396 nt
Organism: Plasmodium coatneyi
Lineage: Eukaryota; Apicomplexa; Aconoidasida; Haemosporida; Plasmodiidae
Exons: 4
Coding region: 1-396 (131 amino acids)
Biological process (GO): mRNA processing; regulation of transcription elongation by RNA polymerase II; chromatin organization
Cellular component (GO): DSIF complex; nucleus
Molecular function (GO): RNA polymerase II complex binding; zinc ion binding
Source: RefSeq, a predicted model, not a curated record